This is a messenger RNA of Mandrillus leucophaeus (drill), 5979 nucleotides long. It is a transcript of the gene RPGRIP1L, whose product is annotated as RPGRIP1-like. The transcript has 25 exons. The record is from RefSeq and is a predicted model, not a curated record. Gene Ontology annotation, biological process: retinal rod cell development; non-motile cilium assembly. Gene Ontology annotation, molecular function: thromboxane A2 receptor binding. The coding region runs from base 95 to 3802 and encodes 1235 amino acids. Gene Ontology annotation, cellular component: photoreceptor connecting cilium. NCBI's taxonomy places the organism in Eukaryota, Metazoa, Chordata, Mammalia, Primates, Cercopithecidae.
AUGUUUCUCCCGUGCUCCUCUCGGCCAGCCGCCCGCCACGCUGUCGGCGCUAUAGCAACGGUAGCUAGCUGCAGGGCCAGUGGAGCGCUAGGCCAUGUCUGGUCCAACUGAUGAGACUGCAGGAGACUUGCCUGUGAAAGAUACAGGUCUAAACCUCUUUGGAAUGGGAGGGUUACAAGAAGCUUCAACAACACGGACAAUGAAGUCUCGCCAGGCAGUGUCACGUGUCAGUCGUGAGGAACUGGAAGACAGAUUUUUGCGUUUGCAUGAUGAGAACAUUUUACUUAAACAGCAUGCCCGCAAGCAAGAGGAUAAAAUUAAAAGAAUGGCCACCAAGUUAAUACGGCUAGUUAAUGACAAGAAAAGAUAUGAGCGGGUUGGUGGCGGCCCCAAGCGGCUCGGACGAGAUGUGGAAAUGGAAGAAAUGAUUGAGCAGCUGCAAGAGAAAGUUCAUGAGCUUGAAAGACAAAAUGAAGCCCUCAAAAACAGACUGAUUUCAGCCAAACAGCAACUUCAAACCCAGGGUUACAGGCAAACUCCAUACAAUAAUGUACAAUCUCGUAUUAACACUGGACGUAGAAAAGCAAAUGAAAAUGCAGGCUUACAGGAAUGCCCCAGGAAAGGUAUAAGAUUCCAAGAUGUAGAUGUAGCAGAAACUCUACAUCCCAUGUUUACAAAAUAUGGCAACACUUUACUUGAAGAAGCCAGAGGAGAAAUAAGAAAUUUGGAAAAUGUUAUUCAGUCACAAAGAGACCAGAUAGAGGAGUUAGAGCACUUGGCUGAGAUCCUGAAAACUCAGUUGAGGAGAAAAGAAAAUGAAAUUGAGUUAUCUCUUCUUCAGCUUCGAGAACAGCAAGCUACAGAUCAAAGGUCAAAUAUUCGGGACAAUGUAGAAAUGAUUAAGCUUCAUAAACAGCUAGUGGAGAAAAGCAAUGCUCUUUCGGCAAUGGAAGGAAAAUUUAUUCAGCUUCAAGAGAAGCAAAGAACUCUCAGAAUCAGCCACGAUGCUUUGAUGGCGAAUGGGGAUGAGCUAAACAUGCAACUUAAAGAGCAGCGUUUAAAAUGCUGCAGUCUUGAGAAACAGUUACAUUCUAUGAAGUUUUCUGAAAGAAGAAUAGAAGAGCUGCAGGAUAGAAUUAAUGAUUUAGAAAAGGAACGGGAACUUUUAAAGGAAAACUAUGAUAAACUUUAUGACAGUGCCUUCAGUGCUGCCCAUGAAGAGCAAUGGAAGUUAAAGGAGCAGCAGCUGAAAGUACAGAUUGCUCAGCUCGAGACUGCCUUGAAGUCUGACUUAACAGACAAAACUGAAAUCCUUGACAGAUUAAAAACUGAAAGAGAUCAAAAUGAAAAACUUGUUCAAGAGAAUAGAGAACUACAGUUACAGUAUCUGGAACAAAAGCAACAACUUGAUGAACUUAAAAAACGCAUGAAAUUGUACAACCAGGAGAAUGAUAUUAAUGCUGAUGAAUUGAGUGAAGCUCUCCUACUUAUAAAGGCUCAAAAAGAACAAAAAAAUGGAGACCUUUCCUUUUUAGUGAAAGUGGAUAGUGAAAUUAAUAAAGAUCUAGAACGCUCUAUGAGAGAGCUGCAAGCAACUCAUGCAGAAACGGUACAAGAGCUGGAAAAGACAAGAAACAUGCUAAUUUUGCAACACAAAAUUAAUAAAGAUUAUCAGAUAGAGGUUGAGGCAGUGACCCAUAAGAUGGAAAAUUUGCAGCAAGACUAUGAACUCAAAGUGGAACAAUAUGGUCAUCUUCUGGAUAUCAGGGCUGCACGUAUCCAGAAACUAGAAGCCCAAUUAAAGGAUAUUGCCUAUGGCACCAAGCAGUACAAAUUUAAACCAGAAAUCAUGCCAGAUGACUCUGUUGAUAAAUUUGAUGAAACCAUCCACUUAGAACGAGGCGAAAAUCUAUUUGAAAUCCAUAUCAACAAAGUAACCUUUUCUUCUGAAGUUUUACAGGCAUCUGGAGAUAAAGAGCCUGUCACUUUCUGUACCUAUGCUUUCUAUGAUUUUGAACUACAGACAACUCCCGUAGUGCGAGGCUUUCAUCCUGAAUAUAACUUCACUUCUCAAUAUCUUGUUCAUGUUAAUGACUUAUUUUUGCAAUAUAUUCAGAAGAAUACUAUCACCCUUGAGGUCCACCAAGCUUAUAGCACAGAAUAUGAAACAAUUGCAGCAUGUCAAUUAAAAUUCCACGAAAUGCUUGAAAAAAGCGGCCGAAUAUUCUGUACAGCAAGUUUGGUUGGAACAAAAGGAGACAUCCCAGAUUUUGGCACAGUGGAAUACUGGUUCCGAUUAAGAGUUCCCAUGGAUCAAGCAAUUCGACUUUAUCGAGAAAGGGCAAAGGCUUUGGGAUAUAUAACAUCAAAUUUUAAGGGGCCAGAGCAUAUGCAGUCGUUAAGUCAGCAAGCACCCAAAACUGCUCAACUCAGUUCUACAGAUUCCACAGAUGGCAACUUAAAUGAACUUCACAUUACAAUAAGAUGUUGCAACCACCUGCAGUCCCGAGCAAGCCACCUGCAGCCACACCCAUAUGUUGUGUACAAGUUUUUUGAUUUUGCAGACCAUGAUACAGCCAUCAUUCCCAGUAGCAAUGAUCCACAGUUUGAUGAUCAUAUGUGUUUCCCAGUGCCAAUGAAUAUGGAUUUGGAUCGGUACCUUAAGUCAGAGUCUCUGAGUUUUUAUGUUUUUGAUGAUAGUGAUACCCAGGAGAAUAUUUACAUAGGAAAAGUCAAUGUGCCUCUGAUUUCGUUGGCACAUGACAGGUGUAUCUCAGGAAUAUUUGAGUUAACAGACCAUCAAAAGCAUCCUGCUGGCACCAUCCAUGUUAUAUUGAAAUGGAAAUUUGCUUACCUUCCACCAAGUGGAUCAAUAACAAUGGAAGACUUAGGAAAUUUCAUUCGCAGAGAAGAGCCAGAAGUUGUUCAAAGACUUCCUCCAGCGUCCUCUGUUAGUACACUAGUUGUAGCACCAAGACCUAAACCAAGACAACGUUUAACACCUGUAGGUAAGAAGGUAUCUUUCGUGGAUAUCAUGCCACAUCAGAGUGAUGUCUCACAAGAAAGCAGUGUAGAUGAGGUAAAAGAAAAUACUGAGAAAAUGCAGCAAGGAAAAGAUGAUGUGUCUUUACUAUCUGAAGGUCAGCUUGCAGAACAAAGCUUGACAUCUUCUGAAGAUGAAACAGAAAUAACAGAGGACUUGGAACCAGAAGUUGAAGAGGACAUACCAGCUUCUAACAGUGAUGACUAUAUUAUUCCAGGUCCUAUCUCCAAGAAUAUCAAACAGCCAUCAGAAAAAAUUCGGAUUGACAUCAUAGCUCUAAGCCUUAAUGAUUCUCAAGUAACCAUGGAUGACACUAUCCAACGGCUGUUCGUUGAGUGUCGAUUCUACAGUCUUCCUGCUGAAGAGACACCCGUGUCGCUUCCAAAACCCAAGAGUGGGCAGUGGGUCUACUAUAACUAUAGCAAUGUGAUCUACGUGGAUAAAGAAAACAACCAAGCAAAGAGAGACAUCUUAACAGCUAUACUACAAAAACAAGAGAUGCCUAAUAGAAGCAUUCGCUUCACCGUGGUCAGUGACCCUCCAGAGGAUGAGCAGGACCUGGAGUGUGAGGACAUUGGCGUGGCUCACAUUGACCUUGCCAACAUGUUUCAGGAAGGGAGGGACCUCAUUGAGCAAGACAUCGAUGUUUUUGAUGCACGAGCAGAUGGUAAAGGUAUUGGCAAGCUCAGGGUAACAGUCGAAGCUCUCCAUGCCCUCCGGUCUGUCUACAAGCAAUACAGAGAUGACUUGGAGGCUUGAAAGCAACUGCUCCAGAAGCAUCUCCUACUCCUGAGUAAAUGCUCACAUGAAAGCUCCUACAUGAGAUUUUUGUAACUACUCUGGUGUAUAUAAUCUACAUAAUUCAUGGGAAGCUGGGAGUGGGGAGACCUGGGUUUGAAGUGUUGAAGUUUUGUAUACUUUUUCGUUUGUUUAUUUCUCUACCCCCUCCUUCUCAUAACUGCCAACCCUCAGGACUUAAGUUCUCCAUAAUGGGCAGUACCUUCUCAAUAAUGUAUACCUACAUGAUAGCAUGAGAAAGUCUAUUUGCAUUUGCAACAUUUUCUUAGGAAGAACUGAAAUGUAAUUCCCAUUUUUAUUUUUAAUAAGCAAAAGCAUAAAUCUUAGAAAACCUAUGAAAAAGAAAUACUUUUAUGUUAUCCCUAAUUGUCCCACUAAAUGGAAUGCCUAUGAUUAGCCUCAUUAAGAGUUUUAUACUGUGAAGAUUUUAUUAGAAGCAAUAUAUGAAAAUUACUUGGAUUAAUGUGUUAAUCUUCCUCUUUAAAAUGCUAAUAUCCAUUUUAUGCACAUUAAAGCUCAGUAUGCAUUUUCUUUGAUGCAUGCGGUUUCUAUCAAUUAAAUAUAAAGAAUGAAACUUAGCACCAACUUAUUCAAUGACUGCAAGUUUUUUGUUUUUCUUUCGUAAAAGUUCAUUCUAUUUGUAUUAUUUUCAUGUAUUUGUAAUGGUGAUAUGAGAUCCAAGGCUGUAUAUAUAAAAAGGAGAUAGGUAUAUAGAUAGAUGUGAAAUUUACAUGUUGAAAACAGCAUAUAACAUAGAAAGAAAUUAUGAAAAGUAUAACUCAAAUUCUGAUAUGCUUAGUUAGACGUGAAAGGAGUAUCUUUUUAUCAUUAUUUAAAUUUACAUCAAGCCAGUACAGUGCCGGGGUGUAUCUGGGUAACCAGAUCCUCGAAAAGCAGCUCCGAAAGUUAAUUUUCUAGCUUUUACCCAAUCUCACUGAAGGAUUUAAUUGAUAUUUUUAAUGGAGCUGUGAAUCAAUGCUGCAAAGGAAUUGUCUCUAGAGGUCUAGGAUAUAAUGCAUUUCAUUUUUUAAUUUACUUUUUUAUUUGUCAUUUUCUUCAAAGGAUUUUUAUAGGCUGUGGGUUUUCACUGUUUGCAAACAGGCUAUGUUCCUUCUUAAGCAUAUGUAAAGUAUUCAGGGAGAUAAGUAAUUUAUUAAAAUCUACCUAAUUUGCCGUGAUAUAUUAAAUCUCUGCUUCAGUGAUCACAGACCAUUUCAUUUAGAGAAUUAGGCAUUCCCUCUUUGUGUGAUUAAAGCUCUGGAAAAUGAGUUCUUUGCUCCUAUUUGUGAACAUUCAAAGCCUGCUAAUGGCAAGAAGAUGGAAUAGAUUAUGAGACAAUUCAUUACAGUUCAAUAGAAAAAAAAAGCAGCUAUAAUGCAAAAAUGCAAGUAUGAAUAUCUGCAUAUAGUUUGAACCAUCUGUGCUCUAAUGGCUUCAAUAAUGACUCUCGUCUUUAGGAGGCUUUGAAAUGACAUCCGUACAAUAUUAAUUUGUUGAUGUACAUUGUGGGACCAGUAGAGUAUGAUCUGACCACAGAAAUCUAUAAAUUCUGUCUAUACCACUGGGCCUGUCUGUCCUGGGGCCUGCCAUCUCCGAGAAGAAUCUUGCUCUCAUCCAACUCGGCAAAUCUUCAUAAUAACUCAUUCCUCUGGAACCUUCUAGAGACCACAAACAUCUGCAGACUAAACCUCUCCAAUCCUAGUAAACAACCACAUGUUUGUUGUCACUUAGGCUGGCUCUGAGCUCAUUUUUUUGGCCCCUCUUUCUAGCUUUCUUUGGCUUUAUGCAGUUACAGUGUCAUUAAGGCCCAUAAUAUUCCUUGCAGUAAUUUAAAACAGCCAGAUUAUACCCUGGGAUUAACUGAGUGGUUUUUGAGACAUUUAUUGUGGUAUUCUCCCAGGAGGUUUGUAUUAUUGUUGUAAAAUGUUACAUCCCAAACUAAAUAACCCUUCUGCAGGGAGAAGAACCAGAUUGCACUGACUUCUUAGGAUCAUUCAGUGGAAAGGAAAAGUGUUUCUUAGAAAACUUCUGGGACCCAGUCACCUGUACGGAAUGCAUAUCUUAGACAAGAUUAGAGAAGCAGCCAUGUUUCUGUCACAUUGUUUACUGUCGUAUUAAAGAUUUCUAGUUUUAAAAUA